UGUGUGUGUGUGUGUGUGUCAGCGCCUGAACUCUGUAAUUCGCAGCAGAUGACCACUUGUGGAGGCUUCACUGGGGAGGUGAGGCAGCAUCAGAGCGCACUAAUCUGCUCCGUGGAUGAUGCUGCUCAGUGAUGGAGUCAUGUACUUGAGACGUGCAACACUUUCCAAAGCAGCUGGUGAAUUAUGGAAGAGCCGGUGUCCAGCCUGACAGACGAGAGGGGCGACUGCACCUGAACGCGAAUGCCGCAUCAGACUGUGCCAGCCGCGCUGUGGCGAUGGAUACCAGCAAUUUCCUGGCUUGGAUAUGUUUCAUCCUGCUGUCGCUCAGUGGGCUCUUAUCUUCCUCACCGGCGAUGGACUUUUGUCCCGACCGCUGCGACUGUCAGCACUCUCAGCACCUCAUGUGCACGAACCGCGGUUUGCGGACUGUGCCAAAACCCGCCGCACUGGUGGCUGAGGACCUGCUGAUCUUCAGCCUUGGGGGUAACUUCAUCACUAACAUCUCUGCCUUCGACUUCACACGGUACAGUAACCUUAUAAGGCUGAAUUUACAGUACAAUGAAAUAGGAAGUAUUCACCCAAAAGCGUUUGAGAAACUCUCAAAGCUAGAAGAGCUGUAUUUGGGACAUAAUCUUUUAUCAGAUAUACCUGCCGGGACUUUAGAGCCCCUGAAGAAAUUAACUAUUCUCUGUGGGAAUAACAAUGACAUUAAGAAAAUCACACCGGAGCUCUUUUCCAACUUGGAUAAUCUUGUUAAACUACGCCUGGAUGGCAACUCAUUAGAAGUUUUGCAGGACUCUGUUUUUAACAGUCUGACCGGUCUACAUUAUCUCCAUCUGGAAUCCAACAAACUGCGGCACAUUCACAGGAACGCUUUCUCUAAACUAACCAACCUGCGCUUUCUAAACCUGGCGCACAACAAGCAGACGGCCGUGCGCAAUGUCCUCACUUUUUCCCAGCUCAGAGCUUUGACAACUUUGCUGCUGUCUGAAAAUGAAAUCCAAUUCAUCGGAAACCACGCCUUCCAAAAUUUGAAAAAGCUAUCCAAGCUUUCCCUUAGCAACAACAGAAUCUCUCGUAUGGACACCGGCGCUCUAAAGGGACUGUCGAGCCUCAGAGAGCUUCUGAUUGACGGCAACGAGCUGGUAGAAAUCCCCGCCGUUCUCCUGGACCCUCUGGAGCACAUUGAGGAGCUGGACUUCAGCCGCAACCGGAUUUCCAACGUGGACUCUUUGGCUUUUUCGAGACUGAAACACCUGAAGGUGCUGAAGCUCAAGAACAACCUCCUCACUAGUCUUUCCGGUGACAUUUUUGCCCUCAACAACGUGCUUUACGACUUGGAUCUCCAUGGCAACAACUGGACGUGCGACUGUCGCCUGGAGGAGCUGAAGAGAUGGAUGACUGCUGCGCAUUCUCAGGGCAAACUGUUGACUGUAUUUGUGCAAUGCCAUUACCCAGCAACGCUGAGGGGGAAAUAUCUGGACUAUGUGAACAGCUCCCAGCUGCAGCCCCUUGGGAACUGGACCCAUUUGUGUAGGAGUCAAGCUGGGCCCGAGGAGAGCCGGGGAGGGGGUGUGCUAGUAAAGGUGGAGGGCACAGAGGGAGGAGAGGCAGAUGCAACAAAGCCUGAGGAUGGAGAGUGGACAGGUGAAGAGGGUCAGCUGGAAAAAAGUGGAGUACAAACAGCAGAAGUGGCGGAAACGAGAGAUUUGACAGAGAGCAACAAGGAUGGAGUGAUGAUGAGGAGGAAAGAGGGAGAAAAAAGGAAAAGAGAGGGGCAGGAAGAAGUGGAAAUCCAAGGAGACCAAGGGGGUCCAGAGGUGACAGAACCUUCAUCUUUCUUGGAAAGAAAAAAACCAAAGAAGGAGUCACUCAGCCAAAGAUCACGGCCUGCUGCAGAUUCAGCUGAGAAGCGUUCCAAAGGGAGACGAAGGUCAGAUGCUAUUUCCAAAACUGAUCCGUCUGCUAUUCCAACACCAAGUCAUGAAACUAACACCAGGCUGACUACUACUUCUCCUGUCCAGUCAGGAGAGAAGUUCGAUCUCCUAAGGUCAGAUCAGAAGGAGGGUCUGCCUGUAAUUACAGAUCCAUGUGUGUUCAACCGUCAUUUCAUCACCAAUGUGUCGGUGGAUGAAGUGACGUCUAGCACCGUUACUGUCGACUGGACUACCAGAGAUCAUCACCGCUACACACCAGGACCUGGACCAGGCCUCAACGAAGUCCACUACCGAGUUCUGUUCGACAGGUUUGGCACUCCGGAUCGCUUCCCCCGCUACGUUUAUGCCCAUGGCACAGCUCGCUCUGUGACCCUUCGAGAACUCAGCUCAGAUGUGACCUACAUGGUCUGUGUGGAAGGAGUGGUUGGAGGAUCUGUGUGUCAAGUGGCACCCCGGGACCACUGUGCAGGACUGGUCACCCUCCCAGAGAGGUCCAGGCGGGGAGCCACGCUGACCUCUGACCUCCAGCUGGUGACGGUGGCGACGCUAGCAGGGAAUGCCGUCUUGCUGCUCGUCGUUGGUGGGAUCUGGUUGGGCCGGAGCCUGAGGAAGAGGUUGCAGAGGAGGAAGUCGGCUGUGCAUGUGCGCCACAUGUACUCCACCAGGCGCCCGUUUCGUCCCGCCAUGGCGACGGCCUCUGUGUCCGCUGACUUCACCAGCUACCAAAGCAGUCGACCAGCUCGACUUGCACCACUAGAGGAAGGGGACCUCAUUGAGUUCCCCUGCGACCGCUUUAUGGACAGCAGCAGCGUCCGCAGAGACAGUGACAUGCAGAGAUUCUCUGACUAGAACCACAAAAACUCAAAUCUAACUCAAAUGUUGACACUGUACAACAGAAAAAUAUGUGAAUUUGUACUGUUUCUGUUUUUUGUUUAGCUUUUACAAUACAAAUUCCUGUCAGUACAAAUGGUGCAUUAUCACAUUUAAAACGUUGCUGUGUUUGCAGCUGCAAACAAACCGAGUCAACAAUCCCACAAGAGAACUUUAAAACGACUAGAACGGCUAGAACAAUUCUUUGAGCCCUUUUCAGACACCGGAGGAAAUCCAAUCCCUCUGACUUCCUCAUCCUGCUUUGUGCAUUUCCUCUUUCAUUUCCUUGCACCUGUGAGUGUUUCUAAAUGUGUGAUUUGUCGUGAGCGUGUACGCAUGAAUGUUGUACCACUGAUUUCACCUACGGUGCUAAUACUGAGUUGACAGACAUUAUAUUGUCUCAUAUUUGUACAGAAUGAAAUGAUGGCUGCUCAGUGGCAGGAAAAACACUUGUUUUGUACCACAUGUAUCAUGUUUUAUACUUUUAUAUGGAACUUUUUAUAAUUUUUGCAUUACAGAAAGAAGUAAAAUCCCCAACAAUGUGA
Amphiprion ocellaris (clown anemonefish) is the source of this 3352-nucleotide messenger RNA. RefSeq names its product TLR4 interactor with leucine-rich repeats (gene tril). Gene Ontology annotation, molecular function: protein binding. The transcript has a single exon. Gene Ontology annotation, cellular component: extracellular matrix. The record is from RefSeq and is a predicted model, not a curated record. NCBI's taxonomy places the organism in Eukaryota, Metazoa, Chordata, Actinopteri, Pomacentridae. Bases 276 to 2786 code for a protein of 836 amino acids.